AGUAUUUAUCCAAGUAAUACUUGGAAACGCUUAGAAAAUAACCAACAAUUUUUAUCUAGUGUGGUAUAAAUUAAUUUUAAUUAGUUUAAUUAAUUUUCAACUGUAAAAAUGGGUGAUGAAGAAGAUGCUAAAGAAUAUCGCUGGGAAACUGGUUAUGAAAAAACUUGGGAAGAUUUAAAAGAAAAUGAAGAUGGAUUACUUGAAGCAUCGGUCGCUGAUAUUAUACAACGGGCCAAACGAAAACGACAAGCACAAAAGAAGGGGAAUACGAAAUUGGGCAUGAUGCGGCAUUUGUACAUUCUUUUAGAUUGUUCAGAAUCUAUGUCCAAUCAAGAUUUAAAACCAACUAGGCAUUUGUGUACCUUAAAAUUAUUAGAAGGUUUCGUAGAAGAAUUCUUCGAUCAAAAUCCAAUUAGUCAAUUAGGUGUAAUAAUUUUGCGUAAUAAACGAGCAGAAAAAAUAAUAGAUUUAGCUGGAAAUAGUCGUAAACAUGUAAAAAUAAUUCAUGGUUUAAAUACAACUGCCUUGAUUGGGGAACCAUCGUUAAAGAAUGGAUUAGAUCUUGCUUUAAAAUCGUUAAAAGUCUUACCAUCACAUGCCAGUCGAGAAAUAUUAGUCAUUCUAGGAAGUUUAACUACAUGUGAUCCUGGCGACAUUACAGUGACUAUCGAUGUAUUAAAAACUGAAGGUGUUAGAUGUUCUGUUAUCGGUUUAGCCGCAGAUAUUCUUGUUUGUCGACAACUAACACUUGAAACUGGUGGUUUAUAUGGCGUUAUUUUGGAUGAUUGCCAUUAUAGAGAUCAAUUAUUUCAACAUAUUGACCCACCUGCAGCUGCAGUGUGUUUAGAAUCGUCUUUAAUUAAAAUGGGAUUUCCACAUAAUUUAGUUACAGAGAGAAAAGAAGAACCUUUGACCAUGUGCAUGUGCCACGUGGAUAGUACAGAUGAAGCAAGUAAAUUAACCACUGGUGGUUAUUAUUGCCCACAAUGUUCAAGUAAAUAUUGUGAGUUGCCUGUUGAAUGCCGUGCUUGCGGGCUAACGUUAGUAUCGGCACCACAUCUAGCCAGAUCGUAUCAUCAUUUAUUCCCGGUUGAUCCAUUUACUGAAAUUGAUAAUGAAAAUCAAGUUGAAAUUUGUUAUGCUUGCCAGAAAAAUUUUACAGAUACAGAUAAACACGUUUAUCGAUGUGAAAUUUGUAAACAAAUAUUUUGUAUUGAUUGUGAUAUAUUUGUCCACGAAACAUUACACACAUGUCCAGGAUGUGCGUCAAAUCCAAAAACAUUUCAACAUAAUACCACGGAUCAUUUAAGCAAUUCCAAUCAUGGAAAAUAA
Chrysoperla carnea is the source of this 1332-nucleotide messenger RNA. It is a transcript of the gene Ssl1, whose product is annotated as general transcription factor IIH subunit 2. The transcript has 6 exons. The record is from RefSeq and is a predicted model, not a curated record. The coding region runs from base 109 to 1332 and encodes 407 amino acids. NCBI's taxonomy places the organism in Eukaryota, Metazoa, Arthropoda, Insecta, Neuroptera, Chrysopidae. Gene Ontology annotation, molecular function: zinc ion binding. Gene Ontology annotation, cellular component: transcription factor TFIIH holo complex; transcription factor TFIIH core complex. Gene Ontology annotation, biological process: DNA-templated transcription; nucleotide-excision repair; regulation of transcription by RNA polymerase II.